GGACCUGCAAGGAACUAUAUAACAAUAAUUUGGCUGAAGGUAACAAAGCUUACCCUCUGAAAUUGGGAUCGGUAAUUCUUCCGGUAUACUGUCACAUGACCUAUGAUCUCGGAGCUUGCGGAGGUGGUGGUUGGACGCUGGUCAUGAAGAUAGACGGUAAAAAGGACAGCUUCCAUUUUGACUCGCCCUAUUGGAGUGAUAAAAAUGUAACCAACCUUUUAGACGGGGAGAAUGGGUUUGACGGCAACGAGACCAAGCUACCGACCUAUUGGAACACACCCUUCUCCAAAAUUUGUCUCGGUAUGAGGAUUGGCCAGAAGAUUAACUUCAUUGGCAUCGACAAGGAGGCUAACUCUCUGUAUUCGCUGAUCUCUGAUGGACAAUACCGCGCUACCUCACUAGGUCGUGACACGUGGAAGUCGCUGAUUGGGUCCCAAGCCACCCUACAGACUGCGUGUUCGCGUGAAGGAUUUAACUGUGGUUGUUCUGUGGAAGCAGCAUCUAAAGCGAGGAUCGGAAUUGUUGCCAACAAUCAACAAAAGUGCGACACUUGUGAUUCCAAAGUAGGGUUUGGCACAGGAGGAUACACUGAUGGCAAUAACACUUGUGGAAAUGUGGGACCGUAUACAUCAGGUAAUGGACACAAAAACUUCAAAGCCAUGGGAUACAUCUUGGUUCAGUGAAAAGAACUGUCACUGAUCUAUAUAC
Molecule: messenger RNA, 708 nt
Organism: Orbicella faveolata
Lineage: Eukaryota; Metazoa; Cnidaria; Anthozoa; Scleractinia; Merulinidae
Source: RefSeq, a predicted model, not a curated record